Molecule: messenger RNA, 2108 nt
Organism: Leucoraja erinaceus (little skate)
Lineage: Eukaryota; Metazoa; Chordata; Chondrichthyes; Rajiformes; Rajidae
Gene: fbxo21
Product: F-box protein 21
Exons: 12
Coding region: 1-1845 (614 amino acids)
Molecular function (GO): DNA binding; protein binding
Source: RefSeq, a predicted model, not a curated record
AUGAUGACAAGCAAGAUGGCGGCGCUGGAGGAGGAGAGAGGGAACGGGUUGAUGGCGCUGCUAGAGGAUGGAGACGGGGACGGCCGCGGCGGGUUGAUGGCGCUGCCGGAGGAGGUGUUGGAGCAGAUAUUCUGCUGUCCGUCGCUCGACCACCUGGACGUUGUCAGCAUCUGCCUGACGUGCAGGAAGCUGCAGGAGGUGUGUCAGGGCCGCAGCACCGUCUGGAAGCGCAGGUUCACGCAGAGGUGGCCAAGAAUGAUAAAAUACUACACUAUAUCAGGAAGCCAUAAUUGGUGGGAGGAAUACCGAACUCGACAUACUAUCGGCUGCAAAAUGAUGAAAAUUGUGGACAGCUUUUCAAAGCGAUUUUUCACAAAAGAGGUUCCUGUUGAAGGCUUUAAAGAUAUAGAGGCUUUAGAUGGAUCUUUCCAUUUUAUUGAAGAUGAAUUGUUGUCCAUCCUAAACGCGGAUGGCAGGAAGUACCUGACGAGGAAAUAUUAUUCUCGGAAGAUACUGUGCUUUCUGCGCCAGCAGAAAUUGAUGAAAACAUUGAAGGAGUUUCUCUCAUCUCCUCCAGAACAGAAAAAAUUAAUAGAAGGCGUUGUGCUCAUCGACCUGUACUGCAACCCUUUGGUGGACACCUCCCUGGAGAACAUCCUGCUGCAGCUGGACCAUAUUACGGAAGAGGUGAAAAAAGUAUUGCGUUUAACAAAAUCAUCUCAUCCAAGUAUAACGGCAGAAAGAGAUGGCACGUUUAUUGACUUUGAACUUCAACAACAGGCUCUGGAUGUUCUGAACUGUGUCUUAUACAAGCAACUGAAAUUUAAAGGGAAUGAAAAUGAUUAUUAUAACCCCAUGAAUUCCUACAUACACGAGGUGCUUAGACAAAAAAAAGGAAUUCCCAUCACUCUUUGUGUGGUAUAUUCAACGAUCGCCAUGAAUUUGGGUGUACGACUGGAGCCAGUCAGUUUCCCUGGUCACUUUCUCUUAAGAUGGUGCCAAAAACCUGAAGGGAGUGAUGAUAUGCUGGACUAUAUUUACAUCGAUGCUUUUGACAAAGGGAAACAAUGCACAGCAAAGGAAUGUGAGCAUUUGAUCGGUCAGAAAGUUGCAGCUAAUUUUUACAGUUCUGUUACUAUUAAGGAUGUGCUUUUCCGUAUGGUAACAAACCUAUUCCAUCUGGGAAGGAGAGAAGCCAGUGACCAGUCUUACCAAUUACUACGGAAUGCUCUUGAUUUGUAUCUUACUUUGGCUCCCGAUGAUGUUCAAUACUUGAUGCUUCAGGCCAGACUUUACUUCCAUCUGGGGAUCAAUCCAGAAAAGGUAUUGGACAUUCUUCAGCACAUACAGGCGGUGGAUCCCUUGCAGCAUGGUGUGGUGGGACACUUGGUUCAGCUGACCUUGCAGCAAAUUGCAUGCAAGGACCAAACAGCUGAACUUCAAGUGAAAAAGCAUACUGAGGAGAAGCACAAAAAAGUAGAGUUUUCAGUGGGACUCAUUAUGAAGCACAAAAGGUAUGGUUAUAACUGUGUAAUAUAUGGAUGGGAUCCUAAGUGUAUGAUGGGGUUGGACUGGAUGCGAACUAUGGGAGUUCAUAAUCUACCUCAUGGGCCUGAUCAGCCAUUCUACAAUGUCCUUGUUCAGGAUGGUUCAUGUAGAUAUGCUGCGCAAGAAAAUCUUCUUUAUAAUUCAUCGCCAAUGCAAAUAGGCCAUCAGGAAGUUGGUCGUUACUUCUCAGAAUUUUGUGGGACGCACUUUGUUGCAAAUGAGGAAUUGCAGACCCAGUACCCAGAAGACUUGGUGUUGAUAUCCCAGCUUGUGAUGAAGGUCUAUGACCAUCCCUGAGUGAGUUUUCUAUUGUUUUGGAAAUAAAUGCAGAAUGCAAUGAAUGUGUCUAACAAUCAGGACAAACCAAGAGAAUUUUGCUAAUAUAAGUUUGGAAAUCUCAGGACAUCAUGUGCAUCAUAUAUAAAUGUAAUUUCAUGCACCUUAUUCAUUUAGAGAAUCCACGUGUAUAUUUUUUUAAAACGAUGAAAAUGUUCAAGUGUAAACUUUGUGUUGCUAUAUAUCAGGUACAUUUGUUUUUGAAUACUCUAUUGUAUAAUUCA